This is a messenger RNA of Lathyrus oleraceus (garden pea), 1464 nucleotides long. RefSeq lists its product as uncharacterized. The transcript is spliced from 2 exons. The record is from RefSeq and is a predicted model, not a curated record. Gene Ontology annotation, molecular function: aspartic-type endopeptidase activity. Bases 1 to 1464 code for a protein of 487 amino acids. NCBI's taxonomy places the organism in Eukaryota, Viridiplantae, Streptophyta, Magnoliopsida, Fabales, Fabaceae. Gene Ontology annotation, biological process: proteolysis.
AUGGACCAAGGGAUCUUGGUGGUAGACUAUUUGUCCAUAAAGGAAGAUGUGUCUACCCUCGAGAUACCAUACGAUGAAGUCCCUCCCCUGCAAAUUCCAUAUGACUUCUCUCAGUUAACUCUAUCGACAAAUCCUGUUACUCUAAUCAUAAUAACAGUUCCCACACCAUUCCCAUAUGUUGACACCAAGGCAGUCCCAUGGAUGUAUGACACCUCAGUCUACAUUCAUGGUCAGAAGAUUCUAGAAAAAUCGUUAAAGUCUAGUGAUCCAAUGAUCAAUAUCACCGGCACUAGCGGAAUCACGAGAAGUGGAAGGAUAUUUGCACCAACACCCACUCCAAUUGGAACUAUCAAUCCUUCAACUUCAGACAAAGGCAAACAAAUUGAUGGUGCUCAGCAAAGAUAUUACCCCGCACCUUCCAAUGAAGUAGACGAGUUCUUACGCAUUAUCAAGAAGAGCGAUUAUCGAGUAGUUGAUCAGCUUAACCAGACACCCUCGAAGAUCUCAAUGUUGUCUUUAUUAAUAUGCUCGGCGGCCCAUAGGGAUGCUUUGGUAAAAUUCAUGAGGACAGCUCACGUACCGCAAGAGAUAUCUAUUUGUCUGUUUGAAGGAGUAGUUAACAGUCUCACUACUAGCUUAAGCUUGGUCCUAUCAAGAGUUUUGGUAGACAGUGGGUCUUCCCUCAAUGUGAUGCCUAAGAGAUCCUUUGCUAAACUAACUGUUGAAGGACUCGUAAUGAAGUCGAGUGAGCUUAUAGUAAGAGCAUUUGAUGGGACUAGAAGGACUGUAAUCGGCGAGGUGAAUUUGCCUAUGAAGAUUGGUCCCCAUACUUUCCUUAUCACUUUCUUCGUAAUGGAUAUCUAUCCAGCCUACAGUUGUCUUCUUGGGAGGCCUUGGAUCCAUUCAGCCGGUGCAGUCACUUCAACGCUCCACCAAAAAUUGAAAUUCUUAGCUGAUGAUAAACUAGUUGUUAUCGAGGGUGAGGAGGACAUUAUGGUAAGUCACCUCACAUAUUUCCGAUACGUUGAAGGAGAAGGGGAGAUGAGGGAAAUCCCAUUCCAAUCAUUUGAAGUUAUCAAUGUUGAAAUGGUUUUCCCAGCAAGGGAUGAAUCAAAAGAUGCCGAAUCUCCAAUGGCAUCCCUUAAAGACGCCCUGACAAUCAUAAAGGAUGGACACCCCCAAGGAUGGGGAAGAUUGCUUGAACUUCCUGCCAACAAGGACCGCACCGGUUUAGGGUACAACUCCCAGAAUUUGAAGAAGACCGCACCGAUAGCUACAAGGGGAUCAGUGCUCCCGCUAUCCGAAAACUUCUCAAGUGCUGGUUACCUUGAUGACAACCGUAUCUGUGCCGUGGAAGAAGAAGAAGAAGAAGACGAUGGAUUGAUCUUCACAAAGACUGAUGGAAAUGGUGCCACCAAAUGGACCGAGAUUGAAAUACCUAAAGUGACCUUGAUUGAAAUAUAA